AUGAAGGCCUACUUUUACGACAACCUCCCGGGCGACCAACGUCUCCCCCACGACGCCACCAGCGCCUCCUCCCCGCUCUCCGAAUCCGACCUCUCCUCACUCGGCGUGCUCUACUUCCACAUCUCCUCCAUCGCAGGCGUCGACGCCCUGGCCGCGGAGCGCGGGUACAAGAACCGCGACGAGAUCACAGUCUCCCCGGAGCGCAUGGGCGACAUCUACGAGGCCAAAGUGAAGUCCUUCUUUGACGAGCACCUGCACGAGGACGAGGAGAUCCGCUAUGUGCGCGACGGGAGGGGUUACUUUGACGUGCGUGAUAAGGGGGAUCGGUGGGUGCGCAUUGCGCUGGAGAAGGACGAUUUGAUUAUUUUGCCGGCGGGCAUUUAUCAUCGGUUUACGACUGAUGAGGAUAACUACAUCCAGGCCAUGCGCCUCUUCAAGGAGGAACCUAAGUGGACGCCUCUGAACCGGUCUGGGGAGUUGGACGCAAACCCUUUCCGCCAGGAGUACGUGUCGCAGUUCUUGGCCGCCUAG
This is a messenger RNA of Dichotomopilus funicola, 531 nucleotides long. Its product is annotated as Acireductone dioxygenase ARD family. NCBI's taxonomy places the organism in Eukaryota, Fungi, Ascomycota, Sordariomycetes, Sordariales, Chaetomiaceae. Gene Ontology annotation, molecular function: acireductone dioxygenase [iron(II)-requiring] activity. The record is from RefSeq and is a predicted model, not a curated record. The transcript has 3 exons. The coding region runs from base 1 to 531 and encodes 176 amino acids.